This is a messenger RNA of Aspergillus homomorphus CBS 101889, 990 nucleotides long. Its product is annotated as alpha/beta fold hydrolase. Gene Ontology annotation, cellular component: endoplasmic reticulum. The transcript has a single exon. Lineage: Eukaryota; Fungi; Ascomycota; Eurotiomycetes; Eurotiales; Aspergillaceae. Gene Ontology annotation, biological process: regulation of lipid storage. Bases 1 to 990 code for a protein of 329 amino acids. The record is from RefSeq and is a predicted model, not a curated record.
AUGAUCUUUGGCACACGGUCAGUCAAAUUGACAAUGUCUGUGUCGGAUUUGCACGACGGCACUUUUAUUUCGGUCAGGACACACCAGCUGUUCGCGACGCUGAGUGGCGUUCCUCGGCUUGCUGAGCACCCGCUGGUGAUCUUCAUCCCCGGCGCGGGGGAUGUGGCUUCGUCCUAUUGCGCCCUCGCGCGCCAGGUUGGCUCCUUUGCGCCGCUCCUACUGUACGAUCGGACCGGACUAGGCCGCAGCGAAGAUGGCCCAGAUUUGAUUCCUCCACUCGCCACCACAGCUGCCAAAGAAUUGCACUUACUACUCACUCAAGCGCAAUUGCCGCCUCCAUACCUUCUUGUUGGCCAUUCCUACGGAGCCAUCAUAGCACGUGAAUUCCUCCACCUCGACCCUCAGGCAGUGGGCGGGAUGGUCCUCGCGGAUGGCUCGACGGAACGACAACCUGAGCUCUUGCAAGAUCGCGAUCUCGAUUUACGUGCUGUGCAAGGCGAUUUGAGCUUUGCGCAAGUGACGGGGCUGCGGAUCAACGCGCAGCUGUCCCGAGAGGAGUGGCGGGCGCGGGCAAAGGACAUUGCGCGCGGGCAGAGGACUUGGGCAUCGGAGGUCAGUCAAAUGGUACUGGUAUGCCGGACACUGAGAUCGAAGGAUCAAUAUCGACAUCAGGCACUAGGGGAGAAGCCACUAUCCGUGAUUCGGUGUCGUGGGUCGCUGGACUACCGAAAGAUCUAUCAGGCCGGUGUUGCGGCGGGUAAUGGUACUGAGGCACAGCAGAAAACAUUUGAACGGCUACUAGAUCGCUGGGAUGGACUGGAUCAAGCGAUGCAAGAAGACCAGCUGCACUUGUCGCGUCUGAGUCGCCUGGUAUAUCUGGAAGACUGUGGACAUCAUGUCCAUCUGUUGCGGCCGGAAGUGGUUGCCGACGAGGUACGAUGGGUGGUAAAUCUGAUUAUGCAGGGGAAUGACAAGCAACUUGAGCACUGA